Phytophthora sojae is the source of this 2838-nucleotide messenger RNA. RefSeq lists its product as hypothetical. The record is from RefSeq and is a predicted model, not a curated record. The annotation marks the transcript as partial. The transcript has 2 exons. Lineage: Eukaryota; Oomycota; Peronosporomycetes; Peronosporales; Peronosporaceae.
GGCAGAGUAUGAUACGAGUUGAGUUUUGAAUUCAUGUUGUUCCUGGCGCAUCGACUUUUAUCUAAUAACCUUUUUUCUUGCCACUUUAGUCAACCCUGCACUAAACUAACUAAAACCAACGAAACCAGCUUGAAGAGGUGCAGGCACAACGAUGGUUGGUGUCGUCACGGAGAGUCCGCCGAUGAGCGCAUUGACCCUCUAUUGAAGAGACCUGCAAAAUACUACAGUGCAGUAAUAUGUUGAUGGCAGAGGUUUGCUGUUGUUUCUGCAGCUCAAAGUCCGAUAAUUGAGUAGAUCGCUGACAAGAGCAACUUGCAUCUGAUGCCUUGCAGGCCAGAUUCACAGCCAAGUCAAGCAGGAGCGUGGGACGCGUUGUCGUGUCUGCAUUGCACUCCGAUGAUGCAUGUACCAAUGGUCAGCAGUGUUGCCUUUAGCUAUAGCGAAAAACCGCAACAAACUGCAACUAUAGUGCAGUACGAGCAAAAUUCACACACUUUGCCAUUUUGCCGUCUUGUUGCCAUUUGCUUCAACUUGUGCAGCUGAGCAGAAGUAAGCCAUUCGUCGCCGAACACUUGCUAUUUGUAUGCGGCAAAGUCUAGGUCCUUAUAAAGGGGAAGGGUGUAAUCCAUCUCUGUUUGAACUUCCUGGCGAUAUCCAGAGCUUCAAAGAGAAAAAGACGCAGGCGGCGGCCGAGAGGAGCGAGCCUCGAGCUGAGUUUCCUGCCCCUCCAAUACCUCGCAGAGCCCGUCGGACCGCGUGCAAGUGCCAGACCGUUCGCUAGGGAUCUACCGCUGGAGCUUCAUCUAAGCGCCCGCCCGCUGCACAGUGCUACAAGCCCCAGGAAUUGCGUGGCGAAGCUGCCGCCUCACUUGCCAUUUGCCAUGAGCGGCGGCGUGUCACAGACUCAGACGCAGCCGCUGGCUCGGGUCUAUUCGUAUGCGCUGCAUUCGCUCUCGGACACCAAGGACACUGUGCGUAUGGUGUUAAAAAAUCUGAUUCCGUUUAGACCUGGUGGUGGGUGUUGCUGAUUCUCUAACUUUAUGAUGUGAUGUGGUGUUGCGCAGCUGAUUCUGGUCUGCAUAGGCCUGUUGGAGGCGCUGGAUCGCCUGCAGGAGCGCCUGCACCUGCCCACGUCCAUAGUGAAGGAGCUGAAGCGCCGGCUGGCCACGAUGGUGAGCAGGUCGUCCGUGAGGCUGCAGACCAAGUGCCCGAGCGCGCGCGACCUGGGCGACGCCGUGGCUUCCAGCAGCGUCUGGGACGCCGCCACGCCCGACGAGGUGCGCGGAGUGGUGCACUGGGUGCUGGCGGUCACGAGUUCGCUGCAGAGGCUGGUGGUCAGCGCGUCGCUGGGCGUGUGCCAUGGCAUCUACGUGCUGAUCAUGAGUCUGCCGGGGGUCUCCACGGCCUGCUCGCUGUUCUAUGGACUGCUGGAAGCUGUGGAGGACACACUGAGGCUGUCCGGGGAGGAGAUUAUGGAGGCGGCGUCUGCUGGGGGAUCGGGAUCGGGCAGUGGACGUAGUCGAAGCUAUCACCAUUUGCACCACAGACACCACCGCGGUGCUGAAAGUUAUGUUGCUGACCCGAGCUGUACGUUGUGCUUUUAUUUUAUUACUUUUUAUUGUUUGUUUAUGAUGUGAUUAAUGAAGUGUUGCAUGGUGUUGUGGUGAUAGUGACCGCGGUGGUGUUGGAGUACAAAGAGAAGGAGUGCAUGGUGCCGUCGAAUAUUGACCGGAGGAUACGGCGCUUCAUGCACUUUCAGGUCCCGCUGCAUUCGUUUGAAGCUACUGUGCGGCUGCCUCCAGGUAACGUGCCAGUCACUUCUAACGUUAAUUGGAGCAGAACUACCAGCGAUGGAAGUGUUGGUGGAGGCAGCAGCCGAGCCCAGGAGGAGACGACUUCAAGCUAUGCUCACCUGAGUUCCGCGACACCGCGGUCGAUUCCAGUUUCGCCUAUGGCGCGCAAACGCGUGCAGCUUGCCUUCUCCAACUUUUCGGACGAUGUGUUAUAUCAAGUGCGUGAUCGACUGCGGCAAGAACGUGCGGCAACGCUAACGGGUGAUCGUGGCCUACGCGUACCAAGAUUCAAUCCGCACGAUUGUCACGAAGAUAUAUUUUUAUCCUGUGGGCGGCAUUGUGCUUCGAAGGAGGGCACAGGCAUGUAUCGCAGUGUGCGCGCUUCAGUACCGCUGCAGAAGAAUCGGUUCGUGUACUUUGAGAUGACGUUACAGCAAGGACGAACGCCGGCACGUGGAGUCAGCCAAAGUACCAACAGGUCGGAGAGCUUGCCGCAGUCAGCGCGUGGCUCAUCAACUGCAUUGGCCAGUGCAAGUAGUGGCAAUGUGAAUGACCGAGCAGGCAUCGAUGCAAGCGUCUGUAUUGGGCUGUCAACGCGUCUGAUGCCACUGAAUACGCUGGUUGGGGCGUCAAAAUAUUCUAUAGGAUUCUAUUCUGCUGGCCACGUGCUCGUAGGCACGGAGCGGCGACGCUCAAUAGGAGUUGGGCGGAAGUACGGGUUUCAAUCUACAGUUGGAGUUUUGGCCCAGGUAAUCGGCCAUUCGGACGAUGAGAACGUGGACGCACCUCCUGGAAGUGUAUCGCGGCCCGCAUCCUCGUCAUCGGCUACGAGUGAUUCUGGUGCUCCUGUCGGUGAAGCCUUUGUGCGUUUCACUGUGGACGGGAUAGCACUCCGCGAUAGCAAUAACCAAGUGAUGGAGUUCACGCUUCCGUUUCCGCCAAAAAGCGAGCUUUACCCGACGCUGACGCUCCACUCUCAGGAUGUGCACGUGUUUAGCCAAAUGUCAGCACCUGAUAUCACCCGGCUCAACUUGCAGGAGCUCGA